Molecule: messenger RNA, 1230 nt
Organism: Lachnellula hyalina
Lineage: Eukaryota; Fungi; Ascomycota; Leotiomycetes; Helotiales; Lachnaceae
Product: Delta(12) fatty acid desaturase
Exons: 4
Coding region: 1-1230 (409 amino acids)
Biological process (GO): lipid metabolic process
Molecular function (GO): oxidoreductase activity
Source: RefSeq, a predicted model, not a curated record
AUGCAAGAUUCGCCAGGAGCCCAAAAGGCUACAAACGCUACGAACGACGCAAAUACUAUAAACACGGACAAUGAUACAAAUCCACCAACCAAGCGAUUCUUUACGCCGCCUACCUAUACCAUGAAGCAGAUUCAUGAUGCUAUUCCAGCCCACUGCUUCCAACGCAACACUCUUCUAUCAUCAGCCUAUGUCCUUCGCGACUUUUUCUUCAUUGCCGUACUUUUCUACCUCUCAACUCACAUAUCUAAUCUUCCAUCGCAUUUCCUCCGGACUUCAGGCUGGUGGUUGUAUUCGUUUUGCCAAGGCUUAGUGUUCACAGGGUUAUGGGAGUUGGCUCACGAGUGCGGACACGGUGCAUUGAGCAAACACAGAAGUUUUAACAACUCUGUUGGGCUGUUUAUUCAUUCUCUCCUGCUUGUUCCUUAUAAUGGGUGGCGCCUCACCCAUUCGCAACAUCACAAGUCAACCAACAACAUCGAGCGAGACAUUGCGUUUGUGCCGGAUACUAAAGAGGUCUACAUGAAAGCCCAUGAGAAUCGAAAACCAGACCUCUUUUUCAGUUAUUGGAGCUUAUUUGAAGACACCCCUAUUGUCGCUUUCGUCACCCUGUUCUUUCAUCAGCUAAUAGCAUGGCCAUUAUACCUGACCAUCAACAAUUUUGCGUUGCCUCGCAUGAAUGUUUUCCCAUGGUGGACAAGAUCACACUUCUAUUUCGGCAGCGACGGACCCAACUUCAAGGCUUCAGACCGUGACGAUAUCAUUAUAAGCAACGCCGGAAUUGCUAUAGCAGUUGCAGGCCUGUGGGCUAGCGUCAAUCUUCUUGGAUUUGAGAAGGUCUUUCUGCUGUACGGUGCGCCUUGGCUGUGGACAAAUCACUGGAUCCUUGCCAUAACUUAUCUCCAGCACACCGACCCCGCACUACCAUAUUAUCAAGCCUCAAGCUGGAGCUUCCUACGUGGCGCCGCAUCAACAGUUGAUAGAGACUUUGGGUUUAUUGGGCGAUGUUUCUUUCACGGCGCCAUCGAUUUCCAUGUUUUGCACCAUCACGCUUCACGCAUCCCAUUCUAUCACGCAGUAGAAGCCAAUAACGCUAUCAAGAAGGUUAUGGGGAGACAUUACAAAAGUGAUACGAAGUCGCCGUUCUUGUGGGCGUUUUGGAAUAAUUAUACAAAGUGCCGAUUCGUGGAGGAGAAGGAUGUAGGAAGUAAUAUUUAUUUCUUCGCCAAGUAG